AUGGUCCAACUGUCGCUCAUUGAGGAGAUCAAGGAUAAGGCGUUACGCCUUAUUCCGAACUCUUACAUCGACAUCGUGGAGGAGUGCACCGCUCCGCAACUCCUCAUUCCCACCUACGAGCACGUCAAAUUUCUCUGUGAGACGGUGAACAAGAAACCCGAGGCGACCGUUGACGUUGUGCGAGCAAUCCGGCGCCGUAUCGCGGAUUCUCACGUCGCCGUCAAGCACCUGACGAUCCAGCUGCUGGAGUCGAUGAUCAAGAACUGCUCAACAGGGUUUCACGUUGAAGUGGCGACGCAGAAGGGUCUUCUGCGCGAUCUGGUCGCUGUCGCGUGCGUGCAGCCAACGACCGGCCGCGCGAUGCAAGCGAAAGAGUCAGCGCUCUUGCUGACGCUCAACCUCAGCAUCUGGUUUCGCGGCCACCCCGCCGAGGAGUGCUACAUCCUGACGACGCUCGCCGACGACGUCCGAAACCAGAUGGGGCCGAAUUGCUUCGAGGGCCUCGAACCGGAACGCAACGCACGCAUGAAGGUGGAGGUUCGGGGCCCCAACCAUAAUCGCCGACAGCCGAGCCAGCGCUCGGAUGUUGGUCGCAACUUACACGGGGCACACUCGCACGGUCAUCACCGCGACAAGCGCAAUAUCGUGAACGCCAUCGCAAUCGACCUUCCCACCUCUGAGCGUGUGUCGGCGAUGCUGGAAACGUGCAUGACGUUUUCUGAUUACGUAAACAAUGCCGAGACGAAUCCCGAGGUAUGUUUGCGCGAUGAUGAAGUUGUGCUGAGCUACGUGUCCCAGCUGCGCGACGACCACAUUUACGUCACAAUUCUACUGUCCUCGAACCUGCAGCUGGACCGCGACUUACUGCGGACCGUCUCUGACAGUCAGUCGGCUGUGCUGGCGAAGGUUGAAAAGUCGAUGGCACAGCCACUCGCUGACGCCACGCCCGAGGGGUCGUCAGCGUUGCCGUCAGCAGUGCAGCAAACCCUAAUGCGCUCCGCUGUUGACACAGAGCAGAACAGCGGCGACGUCUCUGCUUUUCAGGAGGCGGGGAUGCAACAACGCCUGCCACCGCCACGCGCUGAGGUGCCGAGCGGGAACGUCAGAAUGACAGGCAUCUCUCCGGCGCCGGUGUCUACUCCGCCCCUCGCUGCUGCUCCAGUAGUGGAGGACUUGUUGGAGAAUGGGCAGUCUGCGCCACAGGCUACGUCUUCAGUGCCCAAGUCACCCGUGCUAUCCAUAGAGGAGCCGGGGUCGACGCCGGUACCAUCUCCUCCGGCGGCAUCGCCUGCUGUGGGCGACUUCGCUACAACCACGCCCACUAGCUCCAAUGCGGCGUCGCCGUCACCCAUGCAUGCAGAAGCAGCGGAAGAGAGUGGGGCGGAGGAGACGCCAGCGCCACUCCAUGCAGCAUCCGAGUCCGCCCUGGCAGUGGAGGCCGCAGCGGCGCCCGCCCCACCGACCACGGGCUUACCAAAGGACGCAGAUGAUUUCGAUGCCUUUCUUGAAGGUCACACGGUGAACUAG
Leishmania mexicana MHOM/GT/2001/U1103 is the source of this 1527-nucleotide messenger RNA. RefSeq lists its product as hypothetical. Gene Ontology annotation, molecular function: ubiquitin binding; phosphatidylinositol binding. Gene Ontology annotation, biological process: protein transport to vacuole involved in ubiquitin-dependent protein catabolic process via the multivesicular body sorting pathway. Bases 1 to 1527 code for a protein of 508 amino acids. The record is from RefSeq and is a predicted model, not a curated record. NCBI's taxonomy places the organism in Eukaryota, Euglenozoa, Kinetoplastea, Trypanosomatida, Trypanosomatidae. The transcript has a single exon.